AUUAUUAAAAAAUUUCCCAAGUUUUUUACGGUACUCCCAUACACACCUAGUGCAAUGGGUGCACUGGUCGCUGUCAUGUUUGACUGUUGAAACAUGCCACAAAUCUGUUUGCACUGCUGCUGUAGAAAAAUGUCGGACGUAAUGACUUUCCAAUAAAUGAGUGAACCGAGCGCAGAACUUGGAAUUCGUGUUUGCGAAUGUGCGCUGUGAUUAAUGCUCCAGCGAAAAGAUCCCUACAACUAGCCAGUCAUCGUGCGUGAUGCAUAAUUGUCCGUGCUAAAGGUGUUGCGGACGUACGUUAAGACAAACGGGCAGUCGGACGCAUGAGUUAGUGUAUCGUGUGAAGUUGAACCUGGCGCACUAUGCCAGUGUCUGUAAAUUUUGGAAAGCUUAAAAUAUUCAUUUGCUAAAGCGCAAUAGUUCGUUUCCAGAACCGAAGACAAAUAGCCUUCAGGCAGGGCGUUUCAAACGGGCAAUUGCGACCGAAAAAUCCUAAAAUGAUUCGAUUCUGUUGUACACUGAGAAAAUGAAAUAGUUCCACGUUUCACACAGUUUUGUAGAAGCCAACAACGAGUUCUAUAAAACGUUAAUUGCACAACGAAGUUUUAAGGACAUAAAGUAAAUAUAACAACCGUCUCAAGUGAAUACGCAAGGAAGUAAGAAACUUUGGAUUGCGCACACGUCUGCCGUAGCUUGCUAGACACCAUCGGUCAACGCGAUGGCGCAGACAUCAUUAUCCACAGAGUCGGGCUCGUUGCUCAAUACAUUCACCGAGUGUGUAUCGACCACAUCCGCGACGGUGGAUGACGAGAGUAGCGACAGCGUGGAACAGAACCGCCCGAAGCGUAAUGAGCGGUUCGAGAAGCUGGGUUUCAAGCCCCAGAAGGAACUGUUUUGCAACAAGUUCUUCCCGUACUCGGAGCGGCUGGACGAUGAAUCGCAAAUCCUGCUGGAAAACAUCAAGAACAAUCUGGGGAAGGCGGUCGCGAUGCGCGAAAUCGGUCCGGGAGCGAUGCUUAGCAUUCGAAAUCUGGUGACGUACAUCAAACUGUAUGGGAUGAAAUUUUCCAAAGAGGACCAUGUUAAGUUUGUCAAGCUGAUGCUCGAGAUGCUCGUCAUUCCCAAACUUGACUCGGAUGCUCUCAAUCGAAUUAGUGAGGCAAUUUACUAUCUGUUGAGAAAGCGCGAAUGGCUCAGCACCGAUGAUUUGCAGAUCGAGUGGCGACCACUGUAUGACCUAAUACACCUGGUGGUGUCUCAGCAGAACAAGAAAGGGGAGCUGUUCAGCGGCACGCCUACAAUGGAAGCUAAUAUACAAUGUGCGCUCGAUGUCUGUACACCGUACUUUCCGCCAUCGUCGACACAGGAAAUUCUGGACAAUCUGAUGCCGCUGAUUCAGCCGCUCGACAAUGGGAGUGGCUGCGAGGCGGUCACCAUACUGACCAUGUUUCUCAACUGCGAGCGGGGCUACGAGCUGUGGUUCGAUAAGCUGAUGUCAAUGUGGAACGCGUACCACAAUCCACCGUGGGCGGCCGAUCUGAUGACGACGUUCGCGAUGGUUGGCUUCAAGAACAUCGGUCACAUCGACUGGGAACCGUACAUUCCGGUGAUGUUUGCGCGCAUUACGCGCGCAAUCGACUUCCCGGUCAGCUACAAGAACAUCAAGGGAAACCGCACGAAUGGUCUGCAGCCGCAGGCGAUUGCCACGUGGAUCGUGUCGGCCCUUGGGCCGCAGAGCAGUACGCAGAAGUAUCUGAACACGUUCAUGUCGACGAUCGAAUCGUAUCUGCAUCCGGCCAACACGGGCAAGUGGGUGAUGAUGUUGGGCGAAAUCCUAAUGCUACUGCCACGGUUCUUCGUCGAGCGACUUGUCAUGGAACGGUACCGUAAGGGGCACCAUAUACGACCCAUCCCGGCCACGCACAAGCUAACGGAAGAGUGUAUAACGGCGUUCGUGGAGUGCAUGAAACCGGUUGCACUGCAGGCCAUGUAUUCGCGCUUGAGCCCGCAAGAGGUGGGCAAGAUAUUCCAGUAUCUGGCCGAUCUACGUCCGGCCCUGAUCAUUCCGACGAUCAUUGAGCGCGUUUGCACGAACCUGGAUUCGCUGACGGAACCGAACAAGUUGACCACGUCGAUCCACGGCUUGAUCGGAGUAUCGCGCGCCCUCGUUUCCGGCCAUAUGGGCUACACCGAGGGCCGAUCGCACGUCAUACCGAUCUUUUUCGCCACCCUGCCCGGCAUCGAUCGGAACGAUUUCACGAAGACGGUCAGCACGUUCUACUUCCUCACUUCGAUCGCGCUUCUCAUACCGAUCAUCGAUUGCUCGCGGGCCGGCCAGUAUCACACGAACCUGACCGACGACGAGCGGAUGCUGUGCGAGCAGACGGCCGAUUUCGAGAACUUUGUGCUGCAGUACUUCGACCGGCUGUUCCUGCUGAUUGAGAGCAGCUCGCUGAGCAGCGUGCGCAUGGAGCAGUCGGACGCGGAUACGGUUAGCUCGAAGGUGGAAGCGCUGUCGGAGGAUCUGGUGCAGGGCUGCACGCAUGGCAUCAUGGGCCAGUGCUCGGAACAGAUCGUGGCCGCCGCCUGGCGAAAGCUGCUGGAGUUUGUGCAGACACGAUUGCUCGAGCCGAAGGUGGCCGGCUCGCUGGCCGGUAGUCUGGUGCGUGUUUUCGCCCGCCUGCACGGCAAGGAGGUGCUGCGCGUCCUGAUGCCGCACGUGCUGCGCCAGAUCGAGGCGUACAUGGACGAGCACGAGAACGUGGAGGAGCUGGAAAAGCACAACGAUGAGCUGCUGUACUAUCUGGUGCUGCUGAUGAAUCUGGUGCGCGGCAACCCGGUGGUGUUGCGGGAGUACGUGGACGGCCUCCUCCCAACGCUCGACAAGCUGGUACGGUUCAAGUGCAAGCGGGUCUCUCGCUACGUGGCGCAGAUUGUGAGCAAUUUGCUGAAAACUCUGUCCACGUUGCAAACGACCGAUGUGCACAACAGCCCGGACGUGUUCCGUAAGCCCCUGUCGGAGGUGGUACCGGUGCGGUGCUGGGGUGAAAAGAUGGCCCCGGACGGUAAGAUUUGGUGGUGUGUCCCCGGUGAGGAAGCGCGGCUGGUGUGUGAACGCAUCAUACAUCGCUAUUUACCCGGAUUGUUGGAGGAACUAGAAAAGCACACUACGGGUGCGAUCACGCUCGGCCGCGAAGAGUUGAACCGUAGCGUGAUGCUGACGCUGGCACUUAUCCGCUGUCCUAACUUCUUGCCCAGCUGGACGGACGAGGAACCGAUUCCACUGUUUGAAACGUGCCUUGAUCUUAAAGAGCUGCAGCUAAGCGUGACGCUGGGCUUCGAGGGAUUGGAGAUUCAUAUGCCGGAUGGCAGCAACGUGCGCAAGGCAAUCAUCGGGACGAUCGGCCGGCUGCAGGAUAAGCUGAUGCAAGACUCGCAGGACGACACGCAAACGCUCAAGUCGAUCGUACAGCUGUACGAGACGGUCGUUCUGCGGAAGCACUCGAACGGGAACUUUGAGCUGCAGCUAAAGAACUUCAACUUUACCAAACGCUUCCAGACGUACCAGCUGACGCGGUGCAAGCGUGACGUGCGGGCGGUAGUCGCUACGCGCGUCAUGAUUCAGCAGGACUGCCGAGACGAGGUGAGCCAGCCACUGUUCAGCGCGACGCAUCUGGCGGUCAUGCACAAGCUGCUCGAUCUAUCCAUCUCCGACUACGCGUGCAUUCGCAUUACGGCGCAGUCGAAGCUGCUGGGCAUGCUGUCCACGUUCCCGUACGCCUACCACCUGCUGACGGAUCGCAUCGUAGAGUGUCUCGAGCUCGACGCCAACACGAACCACGAGCGUUUCAAGGGCAUCCUGUGUCUGCUCUACCUGAAGCGUCGCCCACGGUUGAUCAUGAUGAACGACUGGCAAUUUCUUUCGCGCAUUUGGCCCGCCCUCCUGCGCUCGAAGUGCUCGGAAAAGCCGUCUGUUGUAAAGCUGCUCGACGCGUUGCGGAACGUGAUUCACAGCGAAACACCGACCUACCUGCUGGAGGUGGAGAUCGGCGAGAAGGUGGUCGAGCGGGCACUUGCCCUGCGAACGCGCGUUGACGAGCUGGAUCUGGUGGCGGGACGGGCGACUCGGGAGCGCGCCAACAAACGCAACCUCGAGCUGUACCACAAGCUGGCCGGGGACAUUGUGUCGACGGUGGAGAACGAAAAGCUCCACUGGAUGUACCACUAUCUGGCCUCGGUGAUGCUAGCGAACAUUACCCAUCCGUAUACGGCGCACUCGACGGCCGUGGUUCGAUUGGCCGUGUACAACUUGAUUCACGAUUCGCUGGUCGAGCGUAAGCUGGCCAUCCAGCAGAUGCUGAACAUUUUCCGUCAACAGAAGCGCCAGCGUAAGAAGGUUCCGAUGAAUCCGAUGGAAAUUGCCGCUCGGGUCGGUGGCAAGCUGAACGACGAUGGGACCGUUCCCCCCAAUCCGUGUUCGAACCUGGCUCCCGGAUAUCGCGAGGACAACCUGUGGCUGCAGUACGAUCGGUCGAAGGUGCCCACGUGUCAGGCCGAAUGGGACGAGCCGCGCUACCUGUUCAGUCAGGAGGGAUGCUUUGGGUGGACGAAGGACUUUAAGGUGUACGCACCAAGUGCCGAGCAGCCCAAGCUCGAUCGUACGGUGGACGAGCUGAACGAGCACGAACGGGUGGUGUUCGAGUUUUUCGACCAGCAGGACAACGUGGACGCACUGAUACGAUACUGGUCGCUGGAGGAGAAGAAGGGCCGGGAUAAGUUUAGCUGCUCGCGUAUGUUGCUGAUCAAGAUGGUGUUCAAGGUGUUCGGGGAUCGGCUGCUCGAUCGGUUCAUGUCAUGCCAUCUGAAGCGGUUGAUCGAGGACAAAUCGUCGGAGAGCAGCCACCGUUGUGCGGCCGAGGUGAUGACGGGCAUUAUGCGUGGCGUGAAGCACUGGCCGUACGAGCAGACGCGCGCCAUGUACGAGCGGAUGGUGCCGUUGAUACGGCUCGCGGUACAAAACAUCACCGUCGACACGGACAUGUACUGGGGCACGUGCUUCGCGACGUCCGCCCAAUCGAUGGAUCCGAUGAAACAGCACUGGCUACACGAGGCCCUGCUGGACGAACCGCUGCAGGGGACGAACAGCUUCAGUGACUGCAACCGGCUGUACUGUCUGCAGGGUGCGCUGAAUCAGCACGUUUGGCGCAUGGCGAGUGUGGCCCACCGGCUGCUGGACUACCUGAAGCCGCACCUGAACCACUCGUUCCAGAGCUUACGCGAACGGUUGGGCAAUACGCUGAUCAACAUCUUCGAGGCUGACUUGCGAUUCGAGGGCUACGAAACGCUCGCCAUUUCCCCGCAGCGGGCGGAAAUGUUUGAAUACGUGAUGCCGCAAGUGGCGAUUCUGUUGCUGCAGGAUCCGGAAGUGCCGAAACCGAUCGGUGCGGCAAAGGCGACGAGCAGCACGGCCGCGAUGGAGGUCGACGAGGCGACAGGAGAAAGUACCAGCGAAGACAGCGAGUACGUUAAGGCGGUACGACUUUUUAAGACCGUUGCCCACUGGAUAACGCACACCAUCCACCGUUGUUCGAAUGGCAAUGAAAAGGAAUAUUUCGAGCUGCUUCCGAUCGCGUGCCGACUGGAGCGGUCCGAGCAGGACCAAGAAUUGAGCGACAUCUGCAAACGGUUGCUGACCUUCGUCUCACAAGCGCUCACACUGCCCGACUGUAUGGACGCGGCGCUGUCCAAGAUCGACGAAAUAUCGAAAAUGUCCUUCUGGUCGGCCCGCCAGGCCAUAAUCGAUGUGCUGCAGGUGCAGGUCUUCUACAACAUGCCCAUCAUCCUCAGCCGGCCGGAGUGGAAGGCGAAGGUGCAGGAGAUCGUGCUGCGCCUGCUGGAGGACAAUGUGGUCGAGGUGCGCGAGAAGGCGGCCGAGGUCCUGUGCGGGCUGGUGCACUGUUCGUUCCUGACCGCGUCCGAGGAGCUGCUGGACCUGUUCAAGCGCAAGUGUCGCACAAAAAUGAUCCGCACCAAGCGGUUCGCGGUCAAGCAGAGCCAGCAGAGCAGUUGUUCGGCCGAGGUAGCAAGAAAUGAAACAGCGGAAGCGAACGCCGUCAUCGCUCGCCACACCGGUGUCCUGGGACUGUGUGCCUUUAUUUCCGCCUAUCCGUAUGAAGUGCCUGAGUUCGUACCCAGUGUGUUCGAGCAUCUCGGAGCACAUCUGAACGAUCCACAACCGAUUCCGGCUACCAUCCGGAAAACGAUGGGCGAUUUCAAGCGCACCCAUCACGACAACUGGGAGGCGCAUCAGCUAAAGUUCACCGAAGAUCAGCUGGCUGUACUGAGUGACCUUACCAUUCCUCCCUCGUACUAUUCGUAAGCGCACUGGGGACCGCAUUCCUUCAUCCGUUCCGCUCGGUUCCGCUGGCACUGGCGCCGACACACAAGCCGGGUAGACGAAUAGGGGAGAGGACCGCGCCAAAUGCGUUUUCCUCUGUUCAGUUCUAUUGUUUGUUUAAAACCAUUUUUGUUAUUUCUGGAUCAUCAUUGCUAAAUGCAAUAGGUUGUGUUUAAAGUAUUUCUUCAUUCAAGCUUCUCUCCCUCAAUCCCGCGACAUUGCCAGGGGUGGGAGCAUCGGUUGAACCACACAACACCCGUUUGUGUACGUUUUCCAUAUCUUUAAGCUUCCAUCGUUCCGAGUCGCGAUGAUCAUUCUUCACUAGGAUAAAAUAAAGUGGUCCAGGUGUUACAACUAGUUAUAGACCAAUUGCGAUCGACAAGAUUUAGUUUUGCAGCUUUAGCGUUUACUCUUACACACACCGAGAAGAAGAGGAAAAAAAAAAGACAUUUUAGAAGCCAAACGGUCAAACAAGGGCAGGACGGCGUUUUACGGUUUUGGAUGGUGAAGGAGUUUCUGAAUUGUGUUCAAAUAAAAUUUCACUGAAUGAAACUGUGAAAGUUAUGUUUUUUUAAAUCGAAA
Messenger RNA from Anopheles coustani, 6979 nucleotides. Its product is annotated as proteasome activator complex subunit 4B-like. The coding region runs from base 719 to 6379 and encodes 1886 amino acids. Gene Ontology annotation, molecular function: peptidase activator activity; proteasome binding. The transcript has 8 exons. Gene Ontology annotation, cellular component: nucleus; cytosol. The record is from RefSeq and is a predicted model, not a curated record. Gene Ontology annotation, biological process: proteasomal ubiquitin-independent protein catabolic process. Lineage: Eukaryota; Metazoa; Arthropoda; Insecta; Diptera; Culicidae.